Hymenoscyphus albidus is the source of this 780-nucleotide messenger RNA. NCBI's taxonomy places the organism in Eukaryota, Fungi, Ascomycota, Leotiomycetes, Helotiales, Helotiaceae. The record is from the annotation of a GenBank genome assembly.
AAAUACUCAUACUCAUACAGGAGCAUCGCUUCUAAGUUUCUUUGUUUGAUUUAAUGGUUCUUGAAAAUAAACCAGUUAUCUGUGAAUAAUUUCAUUCCAACCUGACUCCUCAUCCACUUCACAAAUUAAGAAGUUCACACGUUUACAAAAAACGCUCUCCCUUACAGCAUUCCCUCCUAUUGAAAAGGUAGCUUUGGAACCCUUCCAUCGUCACCAACAAACACCCAAAUCUCUGCCACAAUGUCUGCCGUUGACAGACUCUUGACAAUACUUCUCUGGGCCAUUGCCUUUGGACUCAGUGAAGGCGCAACCAAGAAAAAGAAGAAGAAGAAGAUCAGUACUAGCGCAAUUGUCGCAAUAAUAAUAGUUAUCAUCGUCGUCAUGUAAGUUUUAUUUCCAUAUUAUCCCAAAGUACACCACUCUCUGGAGAUGUCAACGUCCAGCUCCGAGGACAAAUUCUGACUUCAUCACAGCAUAAUCGGCUGUCUCAUCCUCUUCCUUCUUCGGCGCCGAAAGGCCAAGAAUAGUAAAAUCGCGAAUGUCAGCCAGGCACCUUUAGGAGCGCCUUCUGCAGGUGGAGAAGGAUAUCAAAUGGGUCCAGGUGCCCAAGCGCAAGGAACAUAUGAGCCAGUUCAGCAAUACGAGCAGCAAACGCCUUAUGGACAGCAACCAUAUGGAGCACCACCCCAACAACAAGGGUAUGGACAAGGUCCUCCAGCUUCCUACCCAGGUGUGCCACCACCUGCACAUGGAGCUGCGAAUGACUAUUACAAGCCGUGA